Messenger RNA from Naegleria lovaniensis, 1248 nucleotides. RefSeq lists its product as uncharacterized. The coding region runs from base 1 to 1248 and encodes 415 amino acids. Gene Ontology annotation, biological process: tRNA methylation. Gene Ontology annotation, cellular component: tRNA (m1A) methyltransferase complex; nucleus. The record is from RefSeq and is a predicted model, not a curated record. The transcript has a single exon. NCBI's taxonomy places the organism in Eukaryota, Heterolobosea, Eutetramitea, Acrasida, Naegleriidae.
AUGAGUGAACCUGAAAAGAAGAAAACCAAAACAUCCUCCAAUUCCAACAACAACACAAAACCUCUUCCGAAGAAUGAAGAGUUGGAACAAAUUAGAAAAACUCUCCUUCUCUCGUUGGUUCCUUCCAUGAACGAUAAGAGUGAAAUUUAUAAUACCAAACAAAUUAUUUCAUUAGCCGAUAAAAAUUCAAACAAAAUCCGAGAGGGUGAUAUGGUGGUCUUCUUUAUUAAUCAUGAUAUCAUGAAAGCAGAGGUUAUUAAAAAGGGUCAUACGUUUGAUUGUAGAUUUGGCUCCUUUUUGCAUGAGAACAUCAUUGGCAAACCUUUCGGAUCCAAAAUUUAUAGUCAUGUCGACAAGCGUUCUCGUAAAAAAGCAGCAGAGGAUGAUGACUCGACAGCCGACUCUAAAAAACCCUUUGUCUACGUUCUCAAACCAACUCCUCAUUUGUGGACCCUUGUUUUGAAACAUAGAACUCAAAUUUUGUAUCAUGCAGAUAUUAGUUUGAUUUUAACACAUUUCCGAUUACGUCCAGGUAGCAUUGUCAUUGAAGCUGGCACAGGUAGUGGUUCUCUUUCAACAAGUAUUUCUAGGACAAUUAUGCCAAAUGGUCAAUUAUUCACUUUUGAAUAUCACAAGGAGAGAUUUUUGCAGGCCGUAAAUGAAUUUAGGUCCAAUGGACUUUAUAACAUUACCAUCACAAACGGUGACGUCUGUCUCGAUGGAUUCAACCCCAAUGAAACAACAUCACAUAUUAUUUUGAGCGAUACGUUGAGACCAAAGCAUGACGCCUCACAAAUUCUCGGGCAAGACAAGUCAGAAACUGUGGACGCUAUCUUCCUUGAUUUGCCAAAACCUUGGUUAUGUAUUUCGAACGUGUUCAGACUUCUCAAGGUUGGAGGUAAAUUUUGUGGAUUCAGUCCAUGCAUUGAACAAAUUCAAGAGACUGCAAACGCUUUGAGAGAAUUUGAUUUUGUAGAAAUCAAAACUGUAGAAUGUUUGGCGAAGGAGUACAUGAGUAAUGUCGUAGAGAUGUCAUCCGUUGACCAUUAUUUCACAAAGAAGAACGAUCAACAACCAAGUUCAACUGUUGACACCACUGUCACGGCAGGAGGAGAAGGAUCCUCUUCAUCGUUGACAUCUUCUUCUGCAGCAACUAGGUCUCCACGAAAACUCUUCGCUGCCGUUCCAGAAAUGAAAGGCCAUACUGGAUAUUUGAUUUUUGCCACAAAAUUCCAUAUGAAAGAAUAA